AUGCUUGCUUCAUACACCCCCCUCCUCACUUUAGUUAUGGUCACUCUGGCCCAAGCAUCCGUAACUUGUGUAAAAGUUGGAGCAACGGCAAAAGCUACAUGGACCAACUCGGCUGCAAAGACUUGUACAUGGACAGGGACUGUUGGGGGUAACUUUGGAACGAACACUGCUGGAGACUGUAAUGGACGAUGUGGCGCAGGGUGUACUGGAACUGCUCUUGGCAAUUACUACACACAAGAUUGUUGGAACCACGAUAUAUGUUCAUACUUCAACAAUGCCUCCGGCGGGGCAAGUGAUUCCAAUUGCGGUUCGGCAUUUACUGCCGCGGAAGAUGACUAUCUUACUGGUGGAAUUGAUGGUUGUACUCAGACAAACCCCAGCAACUCGGCUGUUGUCCCUUCUACAAAACCUAUUUGCGCCUGA
Molecule: messenger RNA, 423 nt
Organism: Sclerotinia borealis F-4128
Lineage: Eukaryota; Fungi; Ascomycota; Leotiomycetes; Helotiales; Sclerotiniaceae
Source: the annotation of a GenBank genome assembly